UAACCGCUUUGAUUCCUAAGCAUAGUUUCUUUUCCCCAAUUCGCGUAGCCUGUUUAGCGGAAUCCCUGUAAGUUUUGGUUGAUCGCCGGCGAGUCUUUUCGCAAAUCUUUCUAAACGAUCCUUUGGCGACUCUUCCUUUUGUGGCGUGGACUGACGCGAGAGUUAGCGUGCGGUAUAACCUAACAGAAGUCGGAGUUUGCCCACGCGAAACAAUGACAAUGAACGAGGAUUUUAACUUCUCCGAGCUAUGCAGGCUCUGCUCCCUGAAAAGCAAUCAUCACCUGCAGAUAUUCGAUAAGGAGGGCGAACAGAGGCAAUUACUAUUCAAAAUACGUUCCUGCAUCCCUGCUGUGAUAACCAAGGAGGAUGCAUUACCGAAAAAUAUUUGCCAAAGGUGUGUCUACAAGUUAGAUAUGUUUUACGAGUUUAGAGUGAGCUGCAUGACCACUGACACGGUACUGAAGAAUUACGCGGACAGCCUGAAACACCUCACGAGUUCCGUCACCAGUCAGGGAGGGGAGAAGGACAAGAUGUCUAGCGGGCAGCAGCAGCGAUCGGCGUACGCGGAGGCGCAUGCGGUAGCCCAUGCGGCGGUGCAACAACACAUGGCUCAACAAGCGGCCCAGGCAAGGUUGGCAGGUCCCGGUCCACCCACGGCACCUCAGCCUCCAAAUCCUACGUUUACGUUGCCGGACGAUGGCCUCGGAUACGACGACGGGGUUCGCGUCCUCCGAUCCAUCGGCACAUGGUCGCCGGAUUACUCGGCGGCGAUGCGCCCCGGCGGGGUCAUGCCCGCGUUUCCUAGCGCCGCGGACCAACAGUUCGGCAGCGGAAGAGGUCCCGGCGUGAACCAGCCGCUGCGCACCGCGAAUACCGUGGGAAUUCGACCUGGCUCGGUCUCUAAGGCGACCAACACCGGAGAGCCCACGACGAAGGCCUUCGCCUGCACGGUUUGUGGAAAGGGACUUGCCCGCAAGGACAAGCUCGUCAUUCACAUGCGCAUACACACGGGCGAAAAGCCCUACUCCUGCGAAGUCUGUGGCAAAGCGUUUGCUCGGCGUGAUAAAUUGGUUAUACAUAUGAAUAAGCUCAGGCACAGGCCCGGGGUGACCCCGCUCUCCACACCUAGCGCGCCGAGCACCGACCAGCAGCAGCAACAGCAGCAGCAGCAGCAGCAACAACAGCAGCAGCAACAAUCGAGGCAGGAUACCCUGCAGAAACCAAAAGAGGAGCCGGUUAGUUGGGCUUGCGAGCUCUGCGGGCGAGCACUGUCGACGAGGGAGGAGUGGAUGCAGCAUGCGAGAUCCCAUUUAGAGGCAUCGGCGCCACCGCAGCAUGCGGCCGCUUAUUUCCCUGGAUCCACGGCACCGCCCCAGCCCUACGCCUCGGAGAGGCACUUCUGCCUGAUGUGCCGCACCGACUUCACGGAUAAGGCUGAGUUCAUGUUCCAUGUUCGUUCGCAUUUCGAGCCCCAUGCUCAACAGACGACAUCGCAGCACUCGAGCUCGAAGCAGGAUCCCGCCACGGCGGAACUCAUUGCCCGCGGUACAACUUCUCGACUCUAACCGCGGACUCUAUCGUCCCCGGAGGGAAAGGAGGCAGGACGAUGGAUAGCACUUGGACGCGACAAUUCCGAUUUGGUUAUCGCCGUAAAUGAGGGGAUCCUGCCGCUGGUGGAUUUCUUUUUUUUUUUCUUUUUAGAGAUUCCGAAGCGACGCUAGGCCCCGUCUAAUCGUUAAUGCCGAAUGUCGCUGUCGUCCAAGCCUUCCUUUUUCCGGCGGGGUUACGUUACGUGGGUAUACGUAUUGGUGAUCGUAAUGUCAUGUCGACUUAUCGGCAGAGGGUACGCAGCGAUACGACAAUCUGUUUGCUCUCUUACUUUGCAUGUAAUAAAUCACUGUAACCCCGUGUACAGUUUUUUGUUUUUUUUUUGUUUUUGUUUAAUGCAAUAUGCUCGCAUGGUCAAGUUGACCGGUUUUUUUGUUCAUGCGUCUACGACAUGUGAAUGAGACGAAUCGUCUACCGUGUAUACGACUCGUCGGAUUAUGCGUGAAAGGUAAGCGGGCGUGUAUCGAAAACUUACCGAUUGUCAGAACUUGUCGCAUAUUAAGUCACAAUAGUUAGACAGAUAUGCAACUUAACGGUGGAGAAAUACGUUUAGAUUGCUAUACGUAACCUGGCUCUUGCGUGCGUAUCGGCGUCGGUGCGUAUCCUUUGUUCGUUCAAUAAGUCCUCUCACCUUGGAACAAUGUUAGAUACCGCCGUGAUAUUGUAAAACAUACAGAGUUAUCGCGUCUGUAUCUAAUCAUCCGUUAGCGUAAGUUCCUACAUAACCAGCUUCCCAAGCCGUAUUGGCUAUCAGUGUACAGGUUUGUUCACAAUGCUGCUCUACCACUCUCUUGCUACGGUCUGUAGAACAUCUUCAGAGAACAGCUCAUUGCGACGUUUUAAUUCGAAUUUAGUCGUCUUACUUUAAGAUUCCUCAGCCGAUUAAGGACUUUAACUAGCUUGACGCGGGGCGCAACGAGUUAUACGUGAAUUUUUGACACGAUGGCGUCGACGCCGCCGACUAGACUGCGCUAAAGGUACUGUAACUCGUUCAAGGCUCGUGUUUAUCCCUGUUUUUUAUUCGAAAUUACCGUUCGUUCAUCAUGCAAGCGAUAAAUUGUCAAUGUUUACGGUGCUGAUUUCAGUCCAAUAUCCGAUCGAUCGAUAUUGGACCGUAUCAAUCAAUAGCACUCUUGAAGCCAUUUAAGGUACCUGAAACAUCGAGAUGUGCUUAACCCGGGAAAGAGUAACGUAAGCGCACGUCAUCUCGAGCUCGUAUCACUCAAUUGACGCAGACUAUAGGACACCGCUGGGGGCGUUUAUUUUUCUAGCAAUACUCGAGAAACGCCCGAAACGGUGGGAACGAUUAAGAAUUGCAUUGCGAACAAACUAUAUCUUCCUGUAACAUGCGUAGAUCGUGCUUAUACAAUGCUUACUCCCUCUUGUCACCUUAGGCUAGGAUUCUGAAUAACAUUAGACCGUGCUAAGAAGUUUGAAUUGCCGUGCCUCCUGUCUCACGUACAAUUUUUGUCCCGGGCUUCAGUUCUGAACGAGCUAUAGCUCGAUGGAAAACCGACUGACAGUUCGGCGCAUCUCAAUGGCUACUAAAGAUUUUCUUACAUAGGUUAAUUGAAUGUUCACGCGCAACAUGAGUUUGCCUCGAGCGAGGUCGCGCUACGAAGAGUUACGCAGGAUUCCUGAUCCUUGUUACGCCUUCGGUCCGUAUCUUAGAUUGUGCGAAUUUCGGUGUCUCUACGUGUGAUCGGCACGUAACGUGCACCGGUAGAUUUAUAAGGUUGACGCCACCUUGGUAUUUCGCGUUCCACGUUAGUUCAUCACAGAACGGAUUUUGAAACGACAAAUAGUUCCAUCUCCGUUUUACUUAUUUAUUUUUACGCGAGAGCGUGCUUUCGUCGUUGCCUACCGAUGGGUAGGCGACAUGUGAUUUUUUGUAAUCAGUUUUAAUUAAUGCAUUAGAAGAAAAUCGGCUCGUAGCAAAAGCAGGAUAAUUGUAGAUGACGAAGGUGGGACUCGAUGAGCAUCCUGGCUAGUAUACCAAGCGUUGGUACACCAAAUGUUAGCACUCCUAAACGUCUCAACACGUGAUUUAGUUUCUUCUCUCGAAAUCGUACUUCCUUUGCACUUUGUCUGCACGCUCGUGACGCCGUUUCCUUGUCCGGAGGACGAAGGCGCGUUAAACUCUAAGACUGCGUUUACGAGUUAAUGUAUAAAUUUCUGGCAGAACUCAGCGAGGAAGUGACUCGAGGGGGACGAGUUCGACCAGUGUCACCGAUCAUGUACGAUGACUCGAGCGAAGGUGCACCGCUCGUCAACCGGAAGAGAAGUUCUAGUGUAUAGAAAGUGCAAUCAAAUUUUAAUCACGUGGAUUUUCGGAUGUACAUAGUACGACUGAUUACCUCAAUUACCUCGACCUCGUCGGUAACUCGAGCAGCCCAACGGCAUGUUACUCGUAUGAUACUUUUGGAGACUUUUGGCCGAGGAUCUGGCAUGAAGGGAAAUCUAAACGAUCUUCUGUUCUCACGCCAAUAAUCAACUGGACGGCAACGAUCCGUUCGUCUCUUAAGACUCGAUGCUGCAUUUGCUUCUUUUCUUCCGUUCGAUCUUCGACAUUGAUUAAUAGACUGCGCAAACGGCAGACGCACUUGUCUCUGGAUCUCGUCACCAAACGUUGCGAAAACGUUUGGGCCCUUGUACUCGACAAACGCAUAUAGUGCCUUCUCUCUGGGAUUUAAUCGACUUUAGUUACAUAAGUUCAAGGUACAUACGUGUUGGGAGGCACGUUGGCAUGAGACACGUAUAAAUAAGUUAGGAUAGGAAGUUCCGGUAUCGUUUCUCUUUCGUUGUCAGGUGUGAAUAUUCGAUGCCACUGCCUCUAGCAGCUGUUUUUCAACUACUUUUAUACCGUUGAUGUCACAUGCAGCUAACCAGAGUCAGUAUAUUACUGCCGUAAUCAUAAUACACUAUGUAUACUCACUAUACCUUUAUAAAUAAACAGUAAAAUUGUA
Orussus abietinus is the source of this 4574-nucleotide messenger RNA. RefSeq names its product zinc finger protein 300. Gene Ontology annotation, cellular component: nucleus. The transcript is spliced from 7 exons. NCBI's taxonomy places the organism in Eukaryota, Metazoa, Arthropoda, Insecta, Hymenoptera, Orussidae. The record is from RefSeq and is a predicted model, not a curated record. Gene Ontology annotation, molecular function: zinc ion binding; RNA polymerase II cis-regulatory region sequence-specific DNA binding; DNA-binding transcription factor activity. Bases 213 to 1565 code for a protein of 450 amino acids. Gene Ontology annotation, biological process: regulation of transcription by RNA polymerase II.